Molecule: messenger RNA, 1644 nt
Organism: Scedosporium apiospermum
Lineage: Eukaryota; Fungi; Ascomycota; Sordariomycetes; Microascales; Microascaceae
Product: MFS peptide transporter
Exons: 4
Coding region: 1-1644 (547 amino acids)
Biological process (GO): oligopeptide transport; transmembrane transport
Cellular component (GO): fungal-type vacuole; plasma membrane
Molecular function (GO): dipeptide transmembrane transporter activity; tripeptide transmembrane transporter activity
Source: RefSeq, a predicted model, not a curated record
AUGACCGUGCCGUUCGGGGCUGAUAAUGACAAAAAAAGGCUGGAGCUCCAGGAUGAGGAGCUCGCCGCAGGUUCGCUGUCUUCUAACCCGGAAGGACGCGAGCCCACAGAAUCCGAGAAGCGCACGCUGAGGCGAGUCAGCGACUCCAUCCCCAAAGUGGCCUACGUUGUUGCCGUCGUGGAGCUCUGCGAGCGCUUCACGUACUACGGCGCUUCCGCCCUGUUUCAGAACUAUGUUUCCACCCACCAUGGCUUGGACCAGCCGAGGAAGACGGCCACUGCACUGUCAACGUUUUUCAUCUUCUUUUCAUAUGUGACCGCCAUCUUUGGAGCCGUCGUCGCAGAUCAGUACCUAGGAAGAUAUAAAACCAUCCUUGUCUUCUCUGGCAUCUACAGCGUCGGCCUCCUCAUUCUCUGGUCAACGGCCCUAGCCGAGUCUCUGGGAAAUCAGGGGAAACUUGCUGCCUUUGCCGUUUCCCUGACCAUCAUCGGCUUGGGUACUGGAGGCAUCAAGUCCAAUGUGGCACCUAUGAUCGGGGAUCAGUAUAAGCAUCGGCCUCUGGUCACGCGAACUGAUUCCAAGACGGGCGAACGUGUCAUUGUAGAUCCGGCCAUCACGUAUAAUCGCAUAUACAUUCUUUACUAUGGAUGUAUCGAGAUCGGGUCGCUUUCUAGUCUUGCUACGCCUUUUAUGGAACGAGAUUAUGGGUUCUGGCAGCCGUUUCUCAUGACGUUCCUCGUCUUCUGCGUGGCCGUCGCUGUAUUUGUAUGGGGCCGCAGAUACUACGUGAUCGAACCGCCCCGCGGCUCCGUCAUCGUCAGCUGCUUCAAAGCCGUCGGCAUCAUGAUUGCCAACCGCUCCCUCGAUGCCCCCAAACCCUCCCGGCGCGCCGCGCAAGGCAUCACCACCUCCGUCCCCUGGGACGACAAAUUCGUCGACGAGGUCAAGCAGACGCUCAACGCUUGCAAGCUGUUCGCCUUUUACCCCGUCAUCUGGAUCUGCUUUUCGCAACUGUCAUCGAACCUCGUCUCCCAGGCUGGCCAGAUGAAACGCGGUGAUGUCCCCAACGACUUUAUGCGGAGUCUUGAGACUGUUACUAUUCUGUUGUUUCUGCCCAUCAUUGACCGGGUUAUCUUUCCCGUCUUGCGGCGCCAUGGCAUCAUUCUCCGCCCUAUUAAGCGUAUCACCAUCGGCUUUGCCUCCAUCGGCCUUGGUGUCGCGUACGCCGCCAUCGUCCAGCACCUCAUAUACAACGCAGGGCCGUGCUACGAUAAACCACUGGCGUGUCCGGCGGCUAAGCAAGAUGGCAAGAUUCUGCCAAAUGACGUCCACAUUGCGGUGCAGACCCCGCUCUACGUCUUCUUCGGCCUCGCGUCGCUCUUCAUCAACACGACGGGACCCGAGUACGCCUAUACUCACUCGCCUCCCGGGCUGAAAAGUUUCGUUCAGAGUCUUUAUCUGCUGACAGUGGCUGUUGGGAGCGCCAUUGCGCUGUCCCUCGUUCCCGUCACGGGCGAUCCCGACGUUUUGUGGAUGUACACGGGGGUCGCUGUAGCUGUUUUUGUGAUUGGUACGGCCAUGUAUAUCCUCCUUCGACAUUUGGAUGCCGAGGAGGACAAGCUUUAUGAGUCGAAAGAUUACUAG